Messenger RNA from Talpa occidentalis (Iberian mole), 8110 nucleotides. It is a transcript of the gene TEP1, whose product is annotated as telomerase associated protein 1. Gene Ontology annotation, biological process: telomere maintenance via recombination. Gene Ontology annotation, molecular function: protein binding; telomerase activity; telomerase RNA binding. Gene Ontology annotation, cellular component: telomerase holoenzyme complex. The transcript is spliced from 55 exons. Lineage: Eukaryota; Metazoa; Chordata; Mammalia; Eulipotyphla; Talpidae. The coding region runs from base 144 to 7790 and encodes 2548 amino acids. The record is from RefSeq and is a predicted model, not a curated record.
UUCCACUCCACCCCCCUCGGGGCGCGAUCCCGUCUCCAACUUCCCGCUGCGGAGACCCGGGACGCCCCGCGCGGGACAAUCAGCUCCCCAGCCCGGCGGCCCCGGCGGGCCGGGAGCAGACAAAUACUAAUUUGGCUGCAAGGAUGGAGAAACCAAAUGGGCAUUUGUUUGCCCAUCCAGACAUCCUCUCCUUAGAGAACCGGUGCCUGGCCUUGCUUCCUGACCUGAAGACUGUGGGGAAACCACAUGGGCACUUGUCUGUCCGCCCAGAUGUCCUUUCCUUAGAGAACCGGUGCUUGAACACUCUCCCUCUUCUUAAGACCUCGGUGUCUACCAGUUCCUUGCUCCAGUGCCUCCAGGCAUCUCCCCUCCUGCAAGCUGAUCUCUCCAGCCUGAAUACCAGCAACUGUCUGCUCUCUGAGCCUGCAAGCCGGAAGCCUCAGUGCCUCUCUGAGAAAAUAAACCUCCUGACCUACCCCAGGGACCUGAAAUCCAUCUCUGCCACAGAGAGUGCUCAGGGAACAGCUUUGGGUCAUUUGUCGUCUUCAGAAGAGCAAGAGCCAGAAGAGGAGAAAUGGACAGAGACUCGAAUGCCUUUGUAUAGCCUGAGCUUGGGAGAGGACGAUGAAAAGGAGGGAAUGGACUUGAAGCUGGCCCUUGGGGACUCUGAAUCUCAACCUGGGCUCACUGACCAGGUCCUUCAGGAAAAAAAGCUGGCUCUAAUGCACUUGCUGUGCUCUGCUGUGGUGUCACAUGUAGAAGAGACAGAUGGCCCUACCCUCCUUGAAGUCUGUAGUGAACUUGCCCCCUUGGAACCUGAAUUUAUCCUCAAGGCAUCAUUAUAUGCCAGACAGCAACUGAAUGUCCGGGAUGUGGCCAAUGAAGUCUUGGCCAUUGCUGCCUUUUUGCCAGCCUGCCGCCCCCACCUGCGACGAUAUUUCUGUGCCAUCGUCCAGCUGCCUUCUGACUGGAUCCAAGUAGCCCAGUUCUAUCAGAAACUGGCUGAAGGUGAGGAGAAGAAGCUGGUGCCACUGCCCGCCUGCCUACGAGCUGCCAUGACUGAAAAAUUUGCCCAGUUUGACGAGUACCAGCUGGCUAAGUAUAACCCUCGGAAGCACAGAGCCAAGAGACGCCCACUUAAGUCUCCCCGUCCUCCAAUGGCGAAGCCAUUUUCUGAGACAAUGGAAUGUUUGCCAAAGUUCCUGAAGAUUUUUACAAAGAAGCAGGUGAAGUUUGAGGCAACCUACAAUGCAGUGCCAGAGAGAAAGAGCCCACCGAGGUUCACCCUGAAGAAGUUGGUACAGCGACUGCAUAUCCGGGAACCUGCACAGCACGUCCAGGCCCUGCUGGGCUGCAGAUACCCUCCCACCCUGGAGGUCUUUUCUCAAAGUCACCUCCCUGGUCCAUGGGAUUCCAGCAAAGCUGGGAAGCGAAUGAAGCUUUCUCAGCUGGAGACCUGGGAGCGGGAGCUGAGCUUGAGAGGGAACACAGCUUCAGUCUGGGAGGAGCUCAUCGACAAUGGGAAGCUUCCCUUUAUGGCCAUGCUUCGAAAUCUGAACAAUCUGCUGCGGACUGGAAUCAGUGCCCACCACCACAAGCUUGUUCUCCAGAGACUCCAGCAGGUGAAAACAGUGAUCCAUAGUCGACAGUUUCCAUUCAGAUUCCUUAAUGCCCAUGAUUCCAUCAAUAACCUUGAGGCUCAACUCAAAAAUACAGAACUGCCGUUUCCUUCUAACACAACACUGAUGAGGCAGAUAACUAAACAUCUAAAAUAUCAGUUCCAACGGCGUAAAGAACUUCGGACAGCAAUGAAGGUGCCUGUGUUGUUUGAGGAGCUUAAGCGAAAGAAGUUGGAAAUACAGAAGGCCAGGCAGUGGACCUAUGACCCGGAGAUGCUGGCUCAGUACCGACAGGCCCUGGAGACAGCGGCGAACAUCUCCGUGAAGCACAACCUACCCCCGCUGCCUGGCCGCACCAUUUUAGUGUAUCUGGCAGAUGCUGAAGCAGACAAGCUCUGCCCCAAGAGCAACCCACAAGGGCCACCGCUUAACUAUGUGCUGCUAUUGAUUGGAAUGAUGAUGGCGCGGGCGGAGCAUGCAGAUCUCCUGCUUUGUGGAAAUGGCACAGUGAAGACCGCCGUGCUGAAGGCAGGAGAUGGUAUCCUGAAAAUGGCCACCGAACUCCAGACUCAAGUCCAGGAGCUUGAGAGUGAGGAUCAGUGGUCCCUUUCUGCUUUGGGGAAGCACCUGCUGUCUCUGGCAUCUCAAAGAGUCUCUGUGGACAGAGUCAUCCUCUUUGGCGAAUAUAUGUUUGGGGACCUGAUAAAUCUGGCCAAAGACCUUUUCUGGAAGAAUGUGAAUUCCAAGUGCCUCUUUGUUAGUGUUCUCAGUUCACGAUACUCUUCAUCAACUACUUAUAAUCCUAACGAUGUGAUACUCACAGGCUGCUCAGAUGGGAUACUGAAGUUCAUUGCAGAGCGUGGGGCCUCCCGUCUUCUAGAACAUGUGGGCCAAAUGGACAAAAUAUUUAAGAUUCCACCACCCCCGGGAAAGACAGAGGUCCAGUCUCUCCGGCCACUGGAAGAGAAUACGCAAAGUCCCUUGGCUCCUGUUUCUCAACCGGGCUUGCUCAGCAUCCGGAUUUUCAUUUCUUCCACUUUCCGGGACAUGCAUGGAGAGCGGGACCUGAUUCUGAGGUCUGUCCUGCCAGCAUUGCAGGCCCGUGCGGCCCCUCACCGCAUCCGCCUUCACAUCAUCGACCUGCGCUGGGGUGUCACUGAGGAAGAAACCCGAAGGAACAGACAACUGGAAGUGUGCCUCCGGGAGGUGGAGGACUCGCAGCUGUUUCUGGGGAUACUGGGCUCCCGCUAUGGCUACGUGCCCCCCAGCUACAAUCUCCCUGACCAUCCUCACUUCCGCUGGGCCCACCAGUACCCUCCAGGUCGCUCUGUGACAGAGAUGGAGGUGAUGCAGUUCUUGAAUCGGGGCCUCCGCCUGCAACCCUCUGCCCAAGCCCUCAUCUACUUCCGGGAUUCCAGCUUCCUCAGCUCUGUGCCAGAUGCCUGGAAACCUGACUUUACUUCUGAGUCUGAAGAGGCUGCACGUAAGAUCUCAGAACUGAAGAGCUACCUGAGCGGACAGAAAGGGGUCACCUGCCGCAGAUACUCCUGUGAAUGGGAAGGUGUGGCAGUCGGCCGGCCCUAUGUUGGGGGGCUGGAGGCAUUUGGGCAGUUGAUUCUGCAGGAUGUGUGGAAUCUGAUUCAGAAGCUUUACCUACAGCCCAGGGCCCAGCAGGAGCAGCCAGUGUCCGUCCCAGAUGACGACUUGGUCCAGGCCACCUUUUGGCAACUGCAGAACCCACCAAGUCCUGCCCGGCCGCGCCUUCUUCACGACACAGUGCAGCAGCUGAAGCAGCACCAGGGCAGGCUAAGUCUGGUGACCGGGCAGUCAGGACAGGGCAAGACAGCCUUCUUGGCAUCCCUAGUGUCAGCCCUUCAGGCUCCUGAGGAGACCAAGGUGGCCCCCUUAGUUUUCUUCCACUUUGCAAGGGCCCGCCCUGACCAGGGUCUUGCCCUCACCCUGCUCAGACGCCUCUGUGCCUAUUUGCACAGCCAUCUGCAGGAGCCCAGCGCUCUCCCCAACACCUACCGGGCCCUGGUGUGGGAACUGCAGCAGAGGCUUCUACCCAGGUUUGCUCAGUCCCUAAAAACUGGGCAGACGCUGGUGUUGAUCGUUGAUGGGGCUGACAAAUUGGUGGACCAGCAUGGGCACCUGAUCUCAGACUGGAUCCCAAAGACUUUUCCCCGGGGGGUGCACCUGGUGCUGAGUGUGUCUAGUGACACAAGCCUGAAGGAGACCCUUGAGCAGAGCCAAGGUGCCCGUGCAGUGGCCCUGGGGCCCUUGGAGCCAUCUGCCAGGGUCCAGUUGGUGAGACAGGAGCUGGCUCUGUAUGGGAAGAGGCUGGAGGAAUCACCUUUUAACAACCAGAUGCAGCUGCUGCUGGUGAAGCGGGGCUCGGCCCUGCCCCUCUACCUGCGCUUGGUCACCGACCACCUGAGGCUCUUCACACUCUAUGAGCAGGUAUCUGAGAGACUCCGGAGCCUGCCUGCCACUGUCCCCCUGCUGCUGCAGCACAUCCUGGGCACCCUGGAGCAGGAGCAUGGCCCCGAUUUCCUUUCCCGAGCCUUAGUCACCCUGGGGGUCACACGGAAUGGUCUGACUGUGGAUCAGCUACAUGGAGUGCUGAGUGCAUGGUGGAUAUUUCCCUGGGGGACCAAGAGCUGGGAAGACGCAGUGGCUGCCGUUAACAGAGCGAGCCCCUACCCCAUGGGCCUGUUUGCCUACCUUGUUCAGAAUCUGCGCAGUUUGCUAGGGGAAGGCCCUCUGGAGCGCCCUGGUGCCCGACUCUGCCUGCCUGAUGGACCCCUAAGAGCAGCAGCUAAAUGUCGCUAUGGGAAGAGGCCAGGACUGGAGAACAUGGCUCACAUCCUCCUCGCAGCUCAGCUCUGGAAGACAUGCGACCCUGACGAGUCAAAUACCUUCCGAAGUUGCACUCCAGAGGCUCUGGCAGACAUACCCUACCAUCUGCUCCAGAGUGGGAACCGUCGCCCUCUGGCAGAGUUCCUCACCAAUCUCCAUGUGGUGUCUGCACACCUGGAACUGGGCCUGCUCUCUAGACUUCUGGAAGCCCAUGCUCUCUAUGCUUCCGCAGUCCCUGACGAGGAAGAAAAGCUUCCAGAAGCUGACAUUGCAGUAUUCCACACCUUCCUGAAGCAGCAGGCUCCAAUCCUCAGCCGGUACCCCCUACUUCUGCUCCAGCAGGCGGCCAACCAGCCUCUGGACUCACCUCUUUGCCGCCAGGCCCCAAAGCUCUCCAAGCGAUGGCAGCUCCAGGGCAUGCUACGGUGGCUUAAUAAACCCCAGACGAUGGCGGGCCAACAAAGCUCCAACUUGUCUCUGGCAGUUUCCUCCUGCCCCACAGCGGUGGCCUUGUCCCCCAAUGGGCAAAGAGCAGCUGUGGGCACUGCCAAUGGGACGGUUUACCUGUUGGACCUGAGAACCUGGCAGGAGGAGAAGUCUGUGGUGAGUGGCUGUGAUGGGGUCUCCUCUUGCACGUUCCUCUCGGACAGUGCCCUCUUUCUUACUUCCUUUGAUGGUCUCUUGGAGCUCUGGGACCUGCGGCAUGUUAGUCGCGUGCUGCAGAUCCAGGCGCACCAGAACCAAGUCACCGCCUGCUGCAUGAGCCCUGACCACAAGCUGCUGGCCACUGUGUGCCUGGGAGGAUGCCUAAAGCUGUGGGACACUGUCCACGGACAGCUGGCUUUCCAGUACACCUGCCCGCAGCCCCUGAACUGUGUUGCCUUCCACCCUGAGGGGCAGGUGAUAGCCACAGGCAGCUGGGCUGGCAGCUUCAGCUUCUUCCAGGUGGAUGGGCUGAAUCUCACCAAGGAACUGGGGGCCCCAGGAGGCUCUGUCCGCACCUUGGCCUUCAAUGUGCCUGGGCGGGUUGUGGCUGUGGGCCGGCUGGACAGAAUGGUGGAGCUGUGGGCCUGGCAAGAGGGGGCACAGCUGGCAUCCUUCCCUGCCCACCAGGGCUUUGUUGCUGCUGCCCUUUUCCUGCGAGCUGGGUGCCAGUUAGUGACUGCUGGAGAGGAUGGCAAGGUUCAGGUGUGGUCCGGGUCUCUGGGUCAGCCCCGCGGGUGCCUGGGUUCCUUCCCCCUCUCUCCUGCCCUCUCCGUGGCGCUCAGCCCACAUGGUGAUCAGGUGGCUGUCGGCUACCGAGCAGAUGGCAUUAGGAUCUACAGAAUCUCUUCAGAUUCCCAGGAGGUUUGGUGCCAAGCAUUGGAUCUGGCUGUGUAUGCACUGGCCUGGCUGAGCCAUACGGUGUUGGUGAGCGGUGCAGAAGAUGGGUCCCUGCAGGGCUGGACUCUCAAGGAACUCUCUCUACAGUCUCUUUGGCUCCUGUCCACACACCAGAAGCCAGUGCUGGGACUGGCCACCUCGCAGGAACUCUUGGCUUCUGCCUCAGAAGAUUUCACGGUAUGGCUGUGGCCAAAGCAGUUGCUGACACUGCCACAGAAGACAAAAGACUUUGCCUGUGGCACGGAACUCCGGGGACACGAGGGACCUGUGAACUGCUGUAGCUUUAGCAUGGACGGAGGCAGCCUGGCCACUGGGGGCAGGGAUCGGAAUCUCCUCUGCUGGGACAUGAGGACACCCAAAGCCCCUGUUCUGUUUUGCUCCUUCUCUGCUUGUCACCGUGACUGGGUCACUGGCUGUGCCUGGACAAAAGACAACCUACUGGUCUCCUGCUCCGCUGAUGGCUCUGUGGGGCUGUGGAGCCCAGCAUCCGGACAGCAGCUCGGCCAGUUCCUGGGCCAUCAGAGUGCUGUGAGCGCCGUGGUGGCCAUGGAGGAGCAUGUGGUGUCCGUGGGUCGGGACGGGACCUUGAAAGUGUGGGACCAUCAGGGUGUGGAGCUGACCAGCAUCCCUGCUCAUGAAGGACCCAUCAGCCACUGUGCAGCUGCCCUGGAGCCCCGUGCAGCUGGCCAGCCUGGGGCAGAGCUUUUGGUGGUGACUGUUGGACUGGAUGGGGCCACACGGCUGUGGCAUCCACUCUUGGUGUUUCAAACACAUACCUUUCUGGGACAUAGUGGCCCAGUGAGUGCAGCUGCUGUUUCGGAGACCUCAGGUCUCCUGCUGACCACCUCAGAGGAUGGUUCUGUCCAGCUCUGUCAGGUACCUAAGGAAAUAGAUGGCACUUACAAGCUCAGAAACCCUGCAGCCAUCACUGCUGUGGCCUGGGCCCCCAGUGGUUCUUUGGCAGUGUCUGGGAAUCAAACUGGGGAGCUCACCUUGUGGCAGAAUGCUAAGGCUGUGGCCACAGCACAGGCUCCGGGCUGCAUCAAUGCUGUGAUUUGGUAUUUGGACCACCUCUUGAUUGUUCUCAGUGAUAAUGAAAAAGUCAGUACAUGGAUAGUGUCACGGCAGAAGAAAUCUACAUCCAGAAAUACCAGCUACAGUCUUCAACUGAAACAAAUUCUGCAGGAUAACUUAGGCUUCCUGACGCACAUGACCCUGGCCCCUGAUGGUCAGUCCCUCAUUUUGGUCACAGCUAAUUUUCAAGUUCUGCGCAUGAAUCUAAAAGACACUCCCUCUGAAAUCUGGACGAGCUGCUACAGUCUACCUGUGACAUUGUCCACCCACAAGGACUAUGGUAUAUUUUUCCUGCAGUCAUCUAACCCUGGAUAUAAACUUCAUUUCUUGGAAAAGAAAUCGGAAGAGUAUCAAUACAAUCAGGUAUUUAUUCUGAACUUCGAGAAUCCAAGAGGGACCUUCAUAUCAAUAACUCAGGCCAAACCUGAAUCUGAGUCCUCAUUUUUAUGUGCCAGCUCUGAUGGGAGGUUGUGGAGCUUAGCCAAACGCACUCCUGAGGGAGAAUGGACCACAGGUAACAUCUGGCAGGAAGGCGUAAACAUACCUGAAACCCAAACUACAGAGACAGAUAUGUCUGUAUGCAGCUGGCCAACAAACCUAGAUCUAGAGACGCGACAGCACAGAAAGAUUCACUCGGGCUCCGUCACAGCCCUCCAUGUGCUGCCUGAGUUGCUGGUGACAGCUUCAAAGGACAGAGAUGUUAAACUGUGGGAACGCUCUACUAUGCAGCUGCGGGGCCUGUUCCGAUGUGAAGGGGCCGUGAGCUGCCUGGAACCUCGACUGCGUCCUGGCUCUUCUCUGCAGCUCGUCGUGGGAGACACUCAGGGCAACGUAUACUUUCUGUCCUGGAAAUGAAGACGCACAGCACAGAGAUGCCUCUUGUGCUAGAGAUGCAAAACCUGAAGAUAUCAGUGGCUUCUUUCUUGAUAAAACUUUAAAAAUUAAGUCUUGGGCCUCCCUGGUGGCCAGCCACUGCAGCAUGAGUUUGAAUCCAGUCUAUCUGCCUGUUCUGCUCCCCACUCUGUCUCUGGUGAAUCCUCUUCCUUCCCCCCACCCCACAUCUCUGUCCUGUACCCCAGCUCUUGUAUGCAUAAAUAAUUAAUCUUUAAAAAAAAUAAAUAAAAAUUAAGUCUCAGAAAAUCUCAAGUAUAGGUCUGCCUGCGUUUUCAUGUGGA